AUGAAUAAAAUCAAUGCAGCAUGUAUUAUCAUCGGAGAUGAGGUUCUGAAUGGUAAAAUCAACGACACAAAUUCCAGAUAUUUUGCCCAAUUCUGUUUUAGACUUGGUAUUAAAUUACGAGAAAUCAUCACCAUUGGAGAUGAUGAAGAGCAAAUUAUGACAACAUUAAGGAACUUAAAGGAGAAAUAUCAAUUUAUUAUUACCACUGGUGGGAUUGGUAGUACACACGAUGAUAUCACUUAUAAAUGUGUAGCCAAAUCGUUUAACUUACCUUGUAUGAUAAAUGAACAAUGUAAAUUGAGGAUGCAAGAAAAAUCAAAUCCUGAAGGAAGAUUAAGUCCGCAAGCAUUAAGUGAUUAUUAUAAAAUGGCUACUUUACCUUCUGGUCCAACAGUGAAGAAUUAUUAUUUAUAUGACGAUUUGUGGGUUCCAGUCUGUAGUCUCAAUCAACAGGUCUUUAUUUUUCCCGGUAUCCCACAAUUAUUCGAAAGAUUAUUGAGUGGUUUAACACCUAUAGUUAAAUCCUUAUAUCAUUUAGGGGAAAAGGAUAUAGAAUAUGUCAGAUAUUUUAUUAAAACUAGUAUGACCGAAUCGCAAAUUUCACAUAAUUUAAAAUUGUUGCAGGAGGAUGCGUUGGACGUAUCAUCUGAGAUUAAGAUUGGAUCAUAUCCUCAUUACGGUAAAGGUUUUAAUACAAUUAGUAUAUUAGGUGAAAAGAAGGACGAUAAAUAUCUACUUGAGUUAAUGAAACGUGCUGAGGUGGAAUUUGAAGGUCAACAACUCUCCACCGAGGAAGAAGAUGAAGUAUCAAAUACAAGGUAA
This is a messenger RNA of Maudiozyma barnettii, 822 nucleotides long. It is a transcript of the gene FPY1, whose product is annotated as Fpy1p. Bases 1 to 822 code for a protein of 273 amino acids. The transcript has a single exon. The record is from RefSeq and is a predicted model, not a curated record. NCBI's taxonomy places the organism in Eukaryota, Fungi, Ascomycota, Saccharomycetes, Saccharomycetales, Saccharomycetaceae.